AUGGUCCAGACUAGAGAUGAAGAUGGAAGCCUGGCAGCUGUGAGGAUCCAUUAUCUUCUGUUUGCUUUACUCUUCCUGUUUUUGAUGCCUGUUCCAUGUCAUGGAGGAAUCAUAAACACAUUACAGAAAUAUUAUUGCAGAGUCAGAGGCAGCCGGUGUGCUGUGCUCUGCUGCCUUCCAAAGGAGGAACAGAUUGGCAAGUGCUCAAUGUGUGGCUGAAAAUGCUGCUGAAGAAAGAAAUAA
This is a messenger RNA of Symphalangus syndactylus (siamang), 243 nucleotides long. RefSeq names its product beta-defensin 103A-like. The record is from RefSeq and is a predicted model, not a curated record. Gene Ontology annotation, biological process: cell chemotaxis; defense response to bacterium. Gene Ontology annotation, cellular component: extracellular region. Lineage: Eukaryota; Metazoa; Chordata; Mammalia; Primates; Hylobatidae. Gene Ontology annotation, molecular function: CCR6 chemokine receptor binding; chemoattractant activity.